This is a messenger RNA of Aspergillus terreus NIH2624, 1398 nucleotides long. RefSeq lists its product as uncharacterized. The record is from RefSeq and is a predicted model, not a curated record. NCBI's taxonomy places the organism in Eukaryota, Fungi, Ascomycota, Eurotiomycetes, Eurotiales, Aspergillaceae. The transcript is spliced from 2 exons. Bases 1 to 1398 code for a protein of 465 amino acids.
AUGCUUAAGAACACCGUCUUCCUUGCGGUCCUACUCCUGCAGACCCUGUCAUUUACAGUGGCCCUCCCGUCUCCAAUUGAUGGGCAGGUCAAAGGGGUGGCUGUGGAGGAUGGUCACGCCAGGAAUGGAGACGUCGGUGACCAUAAGGACCAUGACUGUGAUCCCUGUGAAAACCACGACCACGACCAUGACCAUGACCACGACGGCGGCGACGAUAAUAACCACUGCGAUAAUACUACUGUCACCAUUACUGAUCAGGUGCCCGGCCCGACGGUGACCAUCACUGUCAUUACUACCGACAUUAUUGAACCGACUGACUGCUCGACUAACGGUCUUGUCCCUACCGACUGCGCCACGGAAACUAUUACGGAGCCAGGUCCAACUCAGACAAUCACAGAACCAGGCCCAACUCAGACUAUUACAGAGCCGGGCCCAACUGAGACGAUCACGGACUGCUCGACUAACGGUCUUGUCCCUACCGACUGCGCCACGGAAACAAUCACAGAGCCGGGUCCAACCCAGACGAUUACAGAACCGGGCCCAACUCAGACGAUCACAGAGCCAGGUCCAACCCAAACGAUCACAGAACCGGGCCCAACCCAAACGAUCACAGAGCCGGGUCCAACUCAGACGAUUACAGAGCCGGGCCCGACCCAAACGAUCACAGAGCCGGGUCCAACUCAGACGAUUACAGAGCCGGGCCCGACUGAGACGAUCACAUACUGCUCCACUAACGGUCUUGUCCCCACCGACUGCUCCACGGAAACUAUUACGGAGCCCGGCCCAACUCAGACGAUUACAGAACCAGGUCCAACUCAGACUAUUACAGAGCCGGGACCAACUCAGACUAUUACAGAACCAGGUCCAACCCAGACGGUUACAGAGCCAGGACCAACUCAGACAAUCACGGAGCCAGGCCCAACUGAAACAGACACCGUAACGGUUACUGUAGUCCCUGGCGUAGUGACAAGCACAGAGACAGUAACAGAAACGGAGACAGUAACAGAAACGGAGACAGUUACCGACACGGACACAAUUACCGCGUCAGUGACGGUGACUCAAACGACGACCGAGGUGACGACCGCUACUACUACCUAUUGCCCAACGACGACUCCGACAGGAGGACCGGACACCGGUGACUGCACUCCCCCAACCAUUUCCUAUUAUCCAGACCGCGACCCCAAUCAAGCCUUCGAGAUCGAUGACACCGGUAUUUACCAACAUGGAUCGUCAGCCUUGAUCAGCACGCAAACGAGCUUCAUCUGCAAUCAGCUGAGAAGUCCAUGCAAUGCUCCCGCAGCAACUGUGGAGUACUGCUGGACCGCAGCCGCAAUGGUGGACGCAAGCGGUCUGCAAGGUGAGGCGCAGGCUGAUUAUUGGAACUCGUUCUGGACCUAG